AUUGUUUAACUUUUUGGCAAAAAAUGUUUCAAGUUGUUCUUGCCCUGCUUUUAUUUUUUUAUUACUUGAAUGGCGGAGACUAUCAAAAAAUUGAUUUAUUGCUCGUCGUAUAGCUCUUGUUUUGCUAAUAAUCAUUUGUAAUUUGAUCUUAAUAAGAUUGGCAUAGCUCAAUAUUUACUUUAUUACAUAAAAUGUGUCGCAAUCGUGUUGUAAACCUGUAUAAAAAAUCUAAUUAAAACUACUUGUCAGACAAUCAUAUGUUAGUAAUUAGUGAUGUCAGUGUUUGUUUACUAAUGACAGUUUCUGUGAAAAUCUUGUUAUUUUUCAAGAUUUCGUUAUGAAUAUUCCGGAAUCGACAGGAGAGUCAUCGUGUAAACGACAAGAAAAUGGCGACGCAUCGGCAGGUUCUGAUCGCCCACUUAAAAAGGCUCGUUUCGCGUGGCAAGUUAAAGGGAAAUAUCACUUGAAAAAUGGUACUUCUGACCCUGGAAAACCCUCAAAUUCUACUUCGAACGAGUUAGACAGGGCUAGCUCGUCUUCGGAUAACGAAAACGAAUGUAUUGACGCCGUGGGUAACACGGAACAAAAUUUGGAAAGAUUAGGCGACUACUUAUUGAAACAGGAUUUUAAUACGCUUGACUCGGUUAUCACUGAUUCUGAGAGCUCGCUGUUGAAGCCAAGCACAAGUUUAUCAUCCGAGAAACUGCCUUAUCCUAGAUACGUGAGCUCAUUUGACAACAGCAGCUCUAACAAUAGCAUGUCCUCCAGUGCAAACAGUCAGGAGAACAGAUCCAUCCCCAUGUCCAUGGUCGUGUCGGCAUCCUACAGUGAGGACCAGUGUAUAGCGCGGUGGCAGGCCAGACAGAUGGCCAAAGGAUUUGUGGACAAUACUAUAAACCGUGUAUUGGAUUCAUGGAUGGUAGCCCCCCUGCCCACCGACAUGGACAACAACCGGUUCCUGGCCCUAGACGUUGCAGAGUUCAUCAACAACCUGCCCGGUGACAACAGCAUUGAAAACGAAGGCAUCCUCAUGGCCAUAUCUGCACACGGCUUACAAAACACUUCGAGCUCGAGUAGUAACGAGGAUAGUCAGAAUGAAGAGCAGGCCUGCAGCUACAUGAGCGUUAAAGAUGACGCCUUUCCUUCACCUCCAAGUAGCCCCAUACGAUCGGAUGAUGGAAUAAGAAAUGAACCCGUAAAACUAAAACAGAGUGAUGAUGGUGCCUCAAAUGAACUAGACCUGUCUUGGUACAGUGAUGACAAAAGAAAUGUAAAUAGUGAAACACAAUUUUCUUUCUUCCCCGAGUCUUCCACUUCGUCAUAUCAAUACUUCACUGAGUCGGAGCCGCUGCAGCCGUCCAGUAUUGACUAUGACGCAAGUGAGAACAUGAACUCUAGUGGUGCUGAUAUAAUGACAAGUCACUAUGACUUCCUAGAUGCUGCUGUUUCUUUUGCAAUACAAAACAAAGGACUGACUUCUUUUGGAUCAGAUUAUGGUUAAAUUACACUAAAAACCCCAUUAUUUCCAUAAAUGUCACAUAAAAACAUGGUAAAUGAGUAAAAUAUUUAUGUAAAUACUGGAAAAAUGUAAAAUUGAAGAAUAGUUCAAAACAGCUUUAGACUUAGAAGAGUAAACUGACAAAUAUGGUCAUGUAUUUUAUGAGAUUACCACAUUACCAUUUAUUUCUUGUAGUUUUUAUGACUUAAAUUUACUUUUACAUACAUAUUUACAUGGCCCCAUCCCCAUGCCUUCUCAGCCAUAUUUCUACAUAAAUAUGCCAGUCAAAACUUUUUUUUUUUCAAACUGCUGUCAGAUUACUCUUUCUGAUUCUAAAUAAAUAGCAGUAUUAGACAACUGGGGCUCCAUAUUUUUCUUUAUUAUUAAGGAUCCCUCCUCCUCGCGUCGUGUUCCUCAGGGUUCAUCCAUUAAUUACGUCACACGAAUUUCGAGGUUUUUUUACCCCUCCCCCCCUCCUUGUCACAUUUGGCAAACCCCCCCCCCCUGGUGUGACGUCACAUUUUUUCAAUGAAAUCGGCAAAUCGAACUAUCAUUAAUAUUGGUAAUUUUAUAACCCAAAACAGAUUAGGAAAGAAAAUUAAAUGAUUAAAAACGAUUAUCGUUCCAAUAACUUGUUAUUUAACUGUACAGCGAAUAAAAUAAUUUAAAUAAGUUAGUGACGUCACAAAGUUUGUGACUCCCUCCUCCCCCUUGUCACAUUUUCUUGACCCCCCCCCCCUCACUAAACGUGUGAUGUAAUUAAUGGAUGACCCCUCAUAGCUGAGGGUCGUAAAAUCCCCGUGGAAUCAGCUUCUCUUUCACGGUGUCCCGCCAUCUGUGCCUGUUUUUGGCAUCGUGGAGCGCGACGUGCAGUUGGGUGUCCGGGGUAGAAUGGACUAAUUAAGUACUAUUAUUAAGGAUAACUUAUAAGUUUAAUCCAACCAACAAUUCGUUUCAUUUCCUGACACUUUUUUUUAUGUUUCUCUGUUUUAUAUAAUUUUCUAUUUUUUUGUUUGUGCUCACGAAUAAUUUAUUUCUAUUCUAUUCUAUUAUUAAAGUAUUAAAGGUAUUUUUGGAGCUACUGUAUCAUACGGGCGUUCGAUAUGACAGACUGACAUAGGGUCUAUCAUACAACUACAUGGAAUAGUAUGGAGCCAGAGGCCCUAACGCGAAAAACGAAAAUCGUAAUAUUAUUUAUCUUUAUCUGCCUCUCUAUCACUCGAAUACGCAAGAGCGAUAUAGAGGCAGAUAACGAAUUUUCGUUUGGUAGGGUCUCAGAGAUAUUGUCAUUUUGCAAACCGACAAUAUUGUUUUAUUCUGUUUGCUAACUCAAUCACCAAGUCAUUAUAAUGAUCAGUUAAGGAGAAGAAAUUAUAAUUUAUUUGAGUACGGUCACUUAAUAUCCAUUGUAUUGUAUUACUUAUUAUUGCCCCACCUUCGUGGGAGAGUAAAGACGUUGCUUUCUAUUUCCGUAAAUUUUAAAAAUAAUUUUAUUUUAACGCAGUUGUAUGUUGUACUAGAUGUUAAUAUAAUGAUAGAACUAAAAAUAAGUUUCUCAGUAAGUUCAACUAAGUACAUGUAUAAAAGACUACUGUUGCAUUUUUCAAUUUUGAAUAAUUAUUACUAACUCUUAAUAUCAAAGUACAAAGGUUACAAAUAUAUUAAAUCAUAUCAAUUAUUUGACAGGGGUGUCUGAUUUUCUGGAUAAACUUUAAAAUAAAUGCAGAUGUUUUAGUUUUAUUUUUACUUCGUUGCUGUGUACUGAGAUAAGGUUCUGUCGGAACAUACAGUUACAGAAUUUGUGCUUUUUAUGCAAGUUAUGUUACAUAAUAUUUUAAUUGAUAUAUUUUGUCUAGUUAGUAUGCUUACAACCAUUUAUGAAAGAAGUUCAUGUAUUAACACUUCUGUAAUAUAGUUUUAGUAGAAAUGUAUGCCAUACUGACAGUGAAGUCAAUAAAUGAUACUCAAGAACUUU
Molecule: messenger RNA, 3473 nt
Organism: Cydia strobilella
Lineage: Eukaryota; Metazoa; Arthropoda; Insecta; Lepidoptera; Tortricidae
Exons: 2
Coding region: 338-1501 (387 amino acids)
Source: RefSeq, a predicted model, not a curated record